This is a messenger RNA of Salarias fasciatus (jewelled blenny), 2266 nucleotides long. Its product is annotated as rhomboid domain-containing protein 2-like. Lineage: Eukaryota; Metazoa; Chordata; Actinopteri; Blenniiformes; Blenniidae. Gene Ontology annotation, molecular function: serine-type endopeptidase activity. The transcript has 2 exons. The record is from RefSeq and is a predicted model, not a curated record. The coding region runs from base 105 to 1151 and encodes 348 amino acids. Gene Ontology annotation, cellular component: membrane.
AGGAAGAGGCUCUUUGAACCACUGAGUUAGUGCUGAAACUACUGCUUGCUUGUUUGAUUAUCCACCAACAACUGCAUUACUUGGAUAUCACCUGGAAAAGCAAGAUGACAGUAACGGAGCAUUUCCCGAAGAUCCUCAGGGUUUUUAAAGAUGUCCCUGUUCCCAGCAUUGGGAUCCUCACAGUAGCCUUCUUGUCGUGCUUUUUAUUUGGCAUCCAAACGUCUCUAAACUUCAGCCCGGGCGUCUUCAGUAUUGGUGGGAGUGUGUUUCUGAAGGGGCACCUUCACAUCCUCUUCCUGUUUCCCUUCUACCACCGGACCUCCACCCAGCUCCUCCUCAGCCUCGCAGCUCUGGCCUUCCUCAGCAGCAGUCUGGAGAAAGGCAUCGGCACCGUUCGCUUCAUGUUCGUCUUCCUGCUGCUGUCCUCCACCACCGGCUUGUUCUACAGCUUCCUGGAUCUCCUGCAGGAGGACACCUACAAGGCUCACGCUGAGGGCUUGGUUCCUGUCACCCUGGCCUGCGUGGCCCUGACCACCAUGCACACCAAGAUGACCAAAGGGUUUCUGUGUGGAGUCAGUUUCCCCACCAUGGCCCUCCCGUGGGUGUUCCUCAUCAUCACCACGGCUCUUGUCCCUCACAGUGUGCUGCCCUGCAAUGUCAUAUCCAUCAUCGUUGGUUGGGUGUACGGUAAAGGCUGGUUGUCUCUUCUGGACCUCUCCGAGGCUCGGGCUGGAGUUCUGGAGAAGAUGAUGCCCUUCAGGUGUUUGAGGAGCAUCAGAGGGGUGGUUUUUAUCCCGGCCAACAUAGAGGAGAGGAGGAAGACUCUGCUUCCACAGAUCAACCCCACGCCUGGAUCUUACCCCGUCCAGGCUUAUGCUCCAGUGUCCAGCGUUGACUCCAUUCCCACCAGACCUGUGAUGUAUGAAGGCUGGACCAGUGCUAUGUCCAGCCCCACGCCACCUCUUAACCUUCACGCACACGUCUCAUCACAUAGCGCUCAGCACGAUCACGGACAUUUUUCAGAACUGACAUUUGGACACAUGAACCACCACAACCAUAGUCAUGAUCAUGGUCACGGUCACAGUCAUGAUCAUGGUCACAGUCACAGCCAUAGUCAUGAUCACGGUCAUUGCCAUGGUCAUGGCAUUUAAUGUGUUACUAGUAUUGCAACUAUUAUGGCACACAUUGUUUGAAUACUGUUUUACACUGUUAAUAAGCCUGCUUACUGCUUCAGGAUCUGUUUUUUUUUUUUUUUUUUACUAUUACAUUGAAGGCAUUUGUACUUUUUGUAUCAGCUAAUAAAUGUGUAAAGAUUUGUAAAAAAAAAAAAUUGAUAUAAUUGUUGUAUAGUACACAAUGUAAAAUGCUGUUUAAAAAUAUUCAUUAUCCAUAACUUUAAGCAGCCACACACAGGAAACAGUACACCAAAUUGUAACAUGUAUUUAUAUAUAAAAAAAAAAUGCACACAAUCAAAAAAUAGAAUUUUAUUGUUAGAAUCUGCAACUACUUUGCAGUAUAUUUGGUGCUGGUGUUUCUCAUUAGAAGCGACCAGAACUGUGUUUACAUUUCUUCAAACUAUCCAAAUUCAUUUAGCAUGCUCCUCUUCUGUGAAAUUCAAAUUGUAUGACUAAUCACCUCAGGUACUCGGGUUCAUAUUAUCAGUAGCGGUGCAAGAAUUAAAAACAAUCUCAUUGAAUUACUUGAGCAAUGUGUUAGAGCAUUUUAGCUAGUCACCGGUUAUUCUUUUGAUCGAAUAGCCCCCAAAACAAACAGCCCACUCUGGAGUGAAAAAUUCAAGUUUCUGUUCAUCAUUGUUACAUUUUCACCAAUAAACAGCCAGAAACAGUAAUUGAUGAUACAUACAAGCUGCUCACCCUCUAAAGAAAACUAUUGGGAUUUAAUGUCUGGCCCAAGGGCUCCUCAGCACCAGUCAGGAGAGGAUCAAAUAAAACAGCUUGGGUUCAGAUGAUGAACUUGACUUCUACCUGAGCUUCAGCUGCUCUGACAUUAAAAAUUUAUUUAUUUUCAUGUAAUAUACCAAAUACUUAUUUUUCCCCACUCUUAAUGGUGAACAAAAAAUAAUCAACACCUAUAAUUUGAGUUCUAGACUCCAGGUGAGAAAAUAAUCUUUCACAUAACUUUUGGUCUAACAAUUCAAAGUCAAGAUAUCCUAAUUGUCGCCUAUUUUAGAACUUUUAAUUAGUAUUAUGAAUUCAAAUGAACUAUUAUUAAAGCAAGGACAUUUUACUCUUCAAUCUGAUUUAUU